CGUACCUUCCCUCGUUUGUUCUGUGUUCAGCACCCAGAUUCCGUAACCCACGGUCACUGUAGCAUUACUCUGUCACCCACAUUCACAUAUAAAACUCCGCCUCUCUCCCUCUCGCUCUCUCUCAUUUGUCAGUGCUCAGCUUCCUCGUCUUCUCUCCGUUCCCUUCCUAUCAAAACCUCGAACUCCAUUUCCAUGGCUCUCCGAGCUCUCUUCCCCAGAAGAUUAACGAGGCCAGGGCUCCUCGGCGCCGGAAUCGCCCAGUCUCGCGGCUUGCAGACCUUCUCUCUCCCGGACCUUCCGUACGACUAUGGCGCUCUGGAGCCCGCCAUUAGCGGCGAGAUCAUGCAGCUCCAUCACCAGAAGCACCACCAGGCUUACGUCACCAACUACAACAAGGCUCUCGAGCAGCUCCACGACGCCAUUGCCAAGGGCGACGCCUCUGCCGUCGCUAAAUUGCAGAGCGCCAUCAAGUUCAACGGUGGAGGCCAUAUCAACCAUUCAAUUUUUUGGAAGAACCUUGCUCCUAUCAGUGAAGGAGGUGGUGAGCCCCCAAAGGGUUCUCUAGGAUGGGCGAUUGAUAUGAACUUUGGUUCUUUAGAAUCAUUGGUGCAAAAAAUUAACACAGAAGGCGCUGCUUUGCAGGGCUCGGGAUGGGUGUGGCUUGCUUUGGACAAAGAAUUGAAGAAACUCGUGGUUGAAACCACUGCAAAUCAGGACCCACUUGUGAUUAAAGGAGCCAGCGUAGUUCCAUUGCUUGGUAUUGAUGUUUGGGAGCAUGCAUAUUAUUUACAGUACAAGAAUGUAAGGCCAGAUUAUCUAAAGAACAUAUGGAAAGUCAUCAAUUGGAAAUAUGCCAGUGACGUGUACGAAAAGAACACCCCCCUCGAGUAAGAGUGACUUGGCUUUGCAGCUUGAUAGGCCGGCCAAAUGAUUGAAUAAUUUGAAACCGUGAUGGUCGAAACUUUGAGGGGCUCAUUUGUUUUUGCUGUUUGGUUACUGAUGUAUAUCAUGUAAUGAAACUCAUAAUACAAACUGUUGUUGACAUUCUGUUGCUUCCAACAUGUGGUGACUCCAUUUGGCUUGUUUCCAUACACCACUUGGAGUAAAUUUUAUGGCAUUUUCUGGUACUUCUCAUGGCUAUACAGGGAGUUUCUAUCUCUACGUACUGGCUGAAAUAAAGGUUAAAUAAAGUGUAAA
Molecule: messenger RNA, 1197 nt
Organism: Morus notabilis
Lineage: Eukaryota; Viridiplantae; Streptophyta; Magnoliopsida; Rosales; Moraceae
Product: superoxide dismutase [Mn], mitochondrial
Exons: 6
Coding region: 193-891 (232 amino acids)
Biological process (GO): superoxide metabolic process
Cellular component (GO): mitochondrion
Molecular function (GO): metal ion binding; superoxide dismutase activity
Source: RefSeq, a predicted model, not a curated record